AUAGAACAAAGGGAGAGAGAAGGUGUGUUGUUUGAGAGUGUGAGGAGGGGCAAGAGGAGUGUUCGUCCAAACGUCAGGCGAGAGCAGACCCCUCUUGAGAGUUCUACUAACAUCCCUUCCUCCGGCAUGGCGGACAUCACAUCUGUCCAAUGGCAGGCCAUGUUGGACGCAACAGACGAGAGCCAUAAACCGUUCUUCCAAAAGUUGUAUGAUGAUGCCGUGCAGAAGGAAAGGGAGGCAGAGGCAGCAACUAGAGCUACAAGUAUAGCUGCUCAGGAGUCCCUCCUACAGGUCCCGGAAGCCAAUGCUGACCGGUUCCGGGAGGGGCUAGCUACUGCUAUCGCAGCCUUGGUUCGAUUGCGGAACUUGGAAAAUUUCAAGGCCCGCGUAACAGCGCUAGAGCAGAGGAACCAAGAGCUGCAGGCUGAGAUAACCAGCCUCAGACAAUCCCAACUGUCUGCCCCCCGCCCUCCUAACCCUCGGUCUGCUGUAGUCCCGGUCUCUCAAUCAAACACAGCCCUCAUAGGAAGAUCAAGUGGAACCAUGGCAAGCGCAGGAACCGGUGCCAGCUCCUCGAGCGGCAGCGCCGGCAGUUCUGCGCUGGUCAUGGUCCCGAAUGCAGGGACUUCAGCCCAAAAUGCCACAGUCCUUACUGACGUUCAGUACAGCGGUCCCAUGGUGGACAAGCGGGCGGCCACGCUGCCGUCCAAGUACGAUGGGAAGGCAGACAUCACCUCUUGGAUUAGUUCCAUGCGGUCGUACUUCGAGGUCAUGCGGACACCGCAAGAGGACCGAAGUAUGAUCAUGGGGACUAAUACCGAGCCUUCCGUACGAAACCACAUUGAGUUCCAAGUUGUCGCUGCAGGCUAUGAACGCAUAGACCUGACUGAUUGGCUGAAGGUCACCCCAGUCCGCACUCUUGAGGAUCUUCUCCUUAACCGGUACCAAGAUAAACAUGUUGCGCUCAAGGCUAGACUGAAGCUUGAGGCCCUCAAGGGCCAAACUUGGAGGUCAUCCAUGCAGGCUUUGGAACAACACUUGACUGGUCUGUUCACCACUCCGGAUCUGGGAAUAACUGACGUAUUUUGUAUGGAUGUAGUCAUGGGAGUGACCCCUAAAGAAUACCUCUCCCUACUAGCACUCAAGGACCAUGCCACCUGGCGAGAGCUCAUGAAGGACCUAGUCAACCUAGAGGCCAAGGACCUCGCCAGGCGCAAGAAGGCGCCCACUGCAGGUGGGAAACCACAACGCAAGCAGUUUGGAAGCAGCAACCAGCUUGCACUGCACGAUCAUCGGAAGGCUGAAGAUCAGUCCUAUGCGGAUGAUCUGUCUCUAGAUGACGAUCUAGAGCCGGACUCCGAUACCGGCUGAUUGCUAUCGUGUUCAGGGAAACAGGCAAGGAGCGUAGAGGAGUCAUCAGCACUCUCUACAGCAAGGGAAGCUGGGCAGUCAGUUGCAGACCCUUCCGAGGAGCCUGGGUCUGAUCAGCAGCGUGCUCUUGAAGCCCAAACUAAUGCUGAUUCCAAGGCUGAUGCAGUCCAAGAGUUAUACACCGAGCCUUGGGAGGAGUCUAAAGAGGUCGACCUCCACGCCUACAUGGAGCGUUGGCUGCAGCUCAAGCAGCAACGCCGUGUUCAAGGGAGCGUAAAACUGACUUUCUUUAAACUACUCAUUAACCGCCGAUACAUCCGUGUGCUGAUUGACAAUAAUUCGACCACUAAUUUCUUCUCUUCGAACGAGAUUCGUAAGGCGGGCCUCGGUAUGAAGCAAGUGGAACUGCAGAACCCUUGCCGGACUCAGGUGGGCAACCAAGAGGUUGUCACUUCCACUCAUGCUGUCAAAGGUGUGCCCAUCACCUUUGACAAAGAUCGCACUGUCACACAUGAGCUGAAUUUGUACGUCCUGGACAAGUGUCCUUUCGACGCGGUCAUUGGCUUGGGCUGGCUAAAGGCUCAUUGCCUAAGGACCACGUGGGCGGACAACCAGUUCGUGGUACUUGACGCCAAGGGGAACGAGCGUACCGUCUUGUUAGAUGAGACGCGCGAGUCCCCAAUGACUCUUCUCAGUGCUAACAAAUUCUCCAGCGAAUCCAUGGAUGAGCACGUCAAGCGUCUUGAGGAGGUUUUGCAAGUCCUCAAAGAAGCUCAACUGCACCUCAACUUGGAAAAAUCUGAGUUUGGUAGGGACAGUGUCAUCUAUCUCAGGCACCGGUUGUCUGCAAACGGCCUUCAGCCGGAGGCAACCAAGGUUGAGGUCAUUCAAAACUGGCCUCAACCGGCAAACGUACGCGAACUGCGUUCUUUUCUCGGUUUGGCUUCUUAUUACCAGAAGUUUGUACCCAGAUUCUCUAUUAUUGCUCACCCGCUCUCAAGACUAACCAGCAAGAAUGUUGCCUAUGCAUGGUGUGAGAAGUGUGAGUCUGCGUUCCAAGCCUUGAAAGAGGUAUUGGUGAGUCAUCCUGUGCUUCGCAUUGCAGACCCCAACCUCACGUUCGUAGUUACUACGGAUGCGAGCCAGUUCGGGAUUGGUGCAGUGCUCCAACAAGAUGAUGGUGAUGACCUGCGUCCGCUCGAGUAUUACAGCAAACGCAUGCCCAGCCACAAGGUAGCUACUUCCACGUAUAUGCGUGAGCUUUACGCCCUGCGUGAACCCCUCACACAUUGGAAGCACUACCUCUUGGGUCGCCACUUCAAGGUCUACUCUGAUCGUCAGACCUUGCAGUGGAUUCAGACACAAUCUAAACUCUCUCCUACAUUGACCCGCUGGUUGCAUGACAUUGAUGUCUAUAGUUUUGAGUUAAAACAUAAGAAAGGCGGUUAUAACCGUGUCGAUGACGCUUUGUCGCGCCAUCCCGAGUAUUUGACUUGCCUUGUGGGUUCAUACGACCUCCGAAGGAAACUGAAGGAGGAUCUGAUUGAACACACCGCCAAGGAUCCGGACCUCAGUCCCAUCCUUGAGCAGCUCAAGGCUGACCCUAAUAGUCAGCCUGAUUUUCACGAAUGCGAGGGUCUUGUGUUCCGCCGGUAUGGAAAGUUCGAUCGUUUGUGUGUACCCAACCAUGCGCCUCUCCAAACUCAUUUCUUGGAUUUGGCGCAUGGUGGGAGUGGACAUUUUGGCUUUGAGAAGACUUAUGGAAGUCUUCUGCAGCAAUUUGAUUGGCCAGGAAUGAAAGGAUCUACUCAGAAAUUCAUUGUUGAAUGUCAGGUAUGCCAAAGAAUCAAGGUCCACAGGCAUAAGCCUUAUGGCCUACUGAGACCUCUCCCCAUUCCUGAUGGACCCGGUGAGUCGAUUUCCAUCCACUUCACGGACAUGGGAAAGGUGAGUGAGGCUGGGAACUCACAAGUCAUGGUCAUUGUGGACCGCUUCUCCAAAUUUCUGAACUUGAUUCCUCUCCCUCCUCGUGCCCCUACUGAACUUGUCAUCGAGGAAUUCCAUCAGCAGUACAUUCUGCAGUCCGGCGUCCCGAAAACCAUUGUGAGCGAUCGGGACACCAGAUUCAUCACCAAAGAUUGGAAAAACUUCACGUCUUAGAUCUAUGACAUCAAACUGAACAGGACUUUUGGUUGACACCCCGAAGCCAACGGAUU
Messenger RNA from Chara braunii, 3587 nucleotides. Lineage: Eukaryota; Viridiplantae; Streptophyta; Charophyceae; Charales; Characeae. The record is from the annotation of a GenBank genome assembly.